Molecule: messenger RNA, 1061 nt
Organism: Cygnus atratus (black swan)
Lineage: Eukaryota; Metazoa; Chordata; Aves; Anseriformes; Anatidae
Gene: DCUN1D5
Product: defective in cullin neddylation 1 domain containing 5
Exons: 8
Coding region: 78-797 (239 amino acids)
Biological process (GO): positive regulation of ubiquitin-protein transferase activity; protein neddylation
Cellular component (GO): ubiquitin ligase complex
Molecular function (GO): cullin family protein binding; ubiquitin-like protein binding; ubiquitin conjugating enzyme binding
Source: RefSeq, a predicted model, not a curated record
CCGCCGCAGCGCUGAGCCCGGCGGGGCCCCGGCCGCGGCCCCCGGCAGCGGGGCGGCCCCCGCCCCGAGGCAGGACGAUGCCGGUGAAGAAGAAGAGGAAAGCCGCGGCGGGGGCGGCGGCGGCGGCGGCGCAGGACGAGGCCGGCCUCAAGAAGUGUAAACUCGGCAGCUAUUGCAGAUCACAAGCCUCUGGUAAAGUAAUAAGUGGAGAGGAACACUUUUCAAGCAAGAAGUGCCUAGCUUGGUUUUAUGAAUAUGCAGGUCCUGAUGAAGUUGUGGGGCCCGAAGGAAUGGAAAAGUUCUGUGAAGACAUCGGUGUUGAGCCUGAAAAUAUUAUUAUGUUAGUUUUAGCCUGGAAGCUAGAGGCUGAAAGCAUGGGGUUCUUUACCAAGGAAGAAUGGUUAAAGGGGAUGACUUCGUUACAGUGUGACUGUACAGAAAAGUUACAGAGUAAAUUUGAUUUCUUGCGGUCACAAUUGAAUGACAUUUCAUCGUUUAAGAAUAUCUACAGAUACGCCUUUGAUUUUGCAAGGGACAAAGACCAGCGAAGUCUUGAUAUCGAUACUGCAAAAUCCAUGUUAGCUCUUUUGCUUGGAAGAACUUGGCCACUGUUUUCAGUAUUUUAUCAAUACCUGGAGCAAUCGAAGUAUAGAGUUAUGAACAAGGAUCAGUGGUACAACGUGCUAGAGUUCAGCAGAACUGUCCACGCAGAUCUUAGCAACUAUGACGAAGAUGGUGCAUGGCCUGUACUUCUGGAUGAAUUUGUUGAAUGGCAAAAAGUUCGUCAAGCGUCAUAGCAAGAAUUUAAAAGAAAAUGCAAGUUUUUUGGUGCCCGCCUGUACACAAACUAAUGAGAAAAACAAAGGAUUGCAUUUUCAUUCUUAUGAAAGACUUUACAGUAAUUUUUUUCCUUUUUUAAGGAAGUUUUCUUGUUACAUGUGAUAUGGGCAUUGAACCACACCUCUUCUGAGACUGAAAGUUGGAGUUCUUGUUUUGAGUCUUAUGUUUAUAGCAUUUAUUUCAGAACAAUAAAGAUUCAGAUUUGUGACAAAGGCCUAAAA